Medioppia subpectinata is the source of this 192-nucleotide messenger RNA. The record is from the annotation of a GenBank genome assembly. Lineage: Eukaryota; Metazoa; Arthropoda; Arachnida; Sarcoptiformes; Oppiidae.
AUGCACAUUAAUGUCGGUAAAUUCUGCGGUGAGGCGCAGAGGGCGCUGAAAGACAGGUUACAACUUCUACAGAACUAUGUUAACUCUAUGGGAAAUACGGUGUCGGCAAAUUGCGAUUGGUCAAAAAUACCCAAGCCCACAGAAAAACACCCAAAAUCUAUCCAGUUGUUAAUGGCACAAGCUUUGUCCUGA